CCUGCUUUGGAACAGUCCAUAGCCAGGGACAAGGUUUGCUAGGAUGCACCAAAUCCUGCCAUAAAAGAAACAGCAAACCGCGACUGUCAUCAAGAACCACCUGUUACUGCACUAUCGAACUCCUUGUAUAUACUUUCAAUACCUUCCGAUACUAUUAUUUAAAUUGAAAAUAGAUGUCGUAUAAAACACGGGUCAUCAUAGACCCCCUGGCAAGGUCGAUGGAGCAGACUAAUACCUCUAUAAUCAUGACUCAUUUUGAGCCAAGGACACACACAGAAGGCGAGAGUGUCAUCACUGCAGCUUCGGGCUGAACCUUAGACAGAACCUGGUUGGACUGACCUUCAGCUGCCGGGCUGACACAAGUGCACAUCAUGCGGACACUUGUGUGGCAUGCCGUGGUUGCUUCGUGUCUGCUGUUUCAAAUUGUAUCAUCCCAAACCCAAAAUGUAUCAUCCCAAACCCAAAGUCCUACCCAAAGCUCCCCAACUCCUUGUGAAACUCGGACGCUAACAAAUGACACCGGAUCGUUCACCAGUCCAAACUACCCAAGCAACUACCCAGACAGACAGGUCUGCCGGUACGAGAUCUCUGUCACUCCGCCCAAAGUCGUCAGGCUGACCUUCACGGACUUUGACUCGGAGGAGCAUUUUGAUUUCGUGUACGUGUAUGAUGGGAACACAGCUGAUGCCACACACCUGUUAGGGACGUUUGAUGGUACAACCAUACCCAGACCAUUGACGUCGACUGAGAGCUCCAUGGUUGUUAAGUUUGAAACCGACAGUUAUGCAAACUUUAAGGGAUUUCAGGCCUACUACUCUGCCGUGGAUAAAGCAUUUGCUAACUGUGUAGUCGGCCAGUACCGGUGUGAUAAUGGAGUGAGCUGUAUAGAGUCUUCGAAACGGUGCGACGGGAAAAUUGACUGUACAGACGGCAGUGACGAGGAUACAAGAAAUUGUGCUUGUCAAGCCAUCCCACCAAAUCUGACGCCAUGCAGGGGCCUUGAGUACAAAAUGACAACACUCCCCAACCCACUGAACAACAGUCACAUCAUGACCGACCAGAUUGAAAACGCUUUACCGUUUUAUCAACCGUUCAUUCGACUCAUCAACUCUUACUGCCACCCCCAUGUUGCACAAUUUGUAUGCGCCACCGCUUUUCCUCGCUGCGAGUCCAGUCCUAGCCUCAGGCAGCUGCUGCCCUGUCGGUCUUGGUGUGAGGAGGUGAAGUUCUCGUGCUCCUCGAAUGACUCUUGGUCAGUUUUCCCCAGCUGCGAGAUUUUCCCUCACACCAACUGCAACAACGUCAGGCCUUCAACGACUCCGGAGGGUGUUGAGUGCUUUGAAGGGAAUGGUGUAAACUACAGAGGGAACGAGGCCAGAGAUCCUAUAGCCGGAGUCUCUUGCACACCAUGGGAGGAUGACCCCAUCUACGGAGAAGAGUUUCCUUGGGCGAACCUCGUGGAUAACAAAUGUCGCAACCCUAAUGGCGACCGCUAUGGGCCAUGGUGUCUCACAGGAAGUGGAUUCGAGUACUGUGACCUCAUUCCCUGCAAAACUUCCGGGUGUAAAGAUCCCGGAAAACCUUCGUUUGGACAGAGGAGUCCGGUUCUGAAGUUCUACUGGCCUCAAGACAAGAUCACCUACACCUGUGACACGGGGUUCAAGUUCGCUGAAGAUACGCACCCAAAUACAGCCCGUUGUAUUACUGUUAACGAAACAUCAGGAGAGGUCAACUGGAAAACACCAAAACCUAGAUGCGAAGUCGAUCAAGAAUACAAGGUCCGAAAAGACCUUCUGAGUGAAAAUGUCUACGACACGGGGGUACCCUCUACUAAUCGAUUGAAAAUAAAAGCAUACGUGGUCAACGUCAUCGACUUGGAUGAAAAGUCAGAACAGAUAGUAACGUCCUUCAAGGCUGAAUACUCCUGGAUAGACAAUCGGUUGAAAUGGGAACCCGACAGGUACAAAGAGUUAUCCAGGAUCUUCGUUCUUGAUGAACGAGUCUGGAGACCAACAUUAACACUGGAGCGAAAUGCAGACACAGGCUACAGUGGCGGAUUCCCUACGACACAGGUGAAAAUUGAGCACACCGGUGAAGUCACCUGGCCUAUAAAGUCACUGGCUACCACGACCUGUACCCUGGACCCUUUCCUCUUCCCACAGGAUAACAUGACAUGCGCAGUGUGUUGGACUGCUGGUGAAGACGACACGAUAAAGUGUUCCGAUUCGACAACACAUAAAGACCAAAAGUUCCUGACCUGCCAAACUCCACAGGCCGACAUUAUCACGGGAGAAUGGAGUGGAAAAGCAACCCUUUCAGCCAUAAACAACACUGCCUGUCUGACUUUGAAGCUCAAAAGAGACCCCACUUAUCAUUACGCCACAACCAUCUCUCCCUGCCUCAUCCUCAUCAUCCUCAUGAUCAUCACCUUCAUCAUGCCCAUCGACAAAGGUGACAGGAUCGGGUUCGGCGUCACCGUGCUGCUGUCCAUGGUGGUGUCGCUAGUCGUCGUCACGGGCUUCCUGCCUGUGUCAAGCACCCUGCCUUUCAUUGCUAUACUGAUUAUCGUGUGCAUGGCUCUUAUGGCUCUAUUCAUGCUGUGGACGGUCGUCAUCAUCAUCAUACACGACAAAAAGGGACCCGUCCCCACAUGGGCGCGGACGCUCUUCCUGAAGCACUUAGCAAGGGCCCUAUUGAUUGGUGACAUGACCAAGAAGUUGAACAGGGAAGAGCCAAUAGGAGACAAUGCCAACAAGAACGUGAAGGACAUCGAAGGACUUACCUGCCACACAUUCAAGAUGUACGGCGAGGGCCCAUCUGCCGGAGAGGACAUUUCACCACCGAAAGUGAAGAACGAGGUCGGAUCUACCCUCAUUAGGUUGAACGGAAGCGUAGAUGAGUUGAAGCUCAGUGUUAGGCAAUUGUCGAGCAGCAUCAGUGCUCUGGCACAGGCAAGUGGCGGUGAUGGCGAUGAAGAAGUUGCAGAGUACGCUUUGCUAGCUAAGGUGCUCGACAGGGUGGGGCUGAUCUUCUAUGUCGUUGCCAUCAUUGUGGCCAUCCCAUGCACCCUGCUGAUUGGUCGUACUCGCGUCUUACCUUCCUAAAAUGAAGAUGAUGUUCAAUUGGAAGUGCUAAAUAUUUCUCGCAGGUAAUUUCCAAUUUUCAAAUCCAACAGAAGCCCAAAAUAUGAAUAAAAUUUCUGCAGAUUCGCGACAUUCUAUAUGGCAUAUUCGAUAAGAACGAAGAGCAUUGAAAACACACACGUUGUAAAAUCACAAAAAUUACAAAUAUGGAUUUUAUAAAAUAAAGUAAUUUUUAAAAACUUUUACCAAAGUCUCAUAACAGAUGCUCAAGGAAGCCUGUUCAAGUACAGACUAAUUAAUAGAUUCAAAGAAAUCAUUUAAAGAGAUAAACUUUAAAGUAAAUUAUUUUACAAAUUAUAUUACUGGAGAAGACAUUCUAAGGAACCAUAAAAUGAUGGCAAAGUGGCCACAUGAUUCUGAUUAAUGAUGUUAAGGUUGUUACUAGCGCACACGUGCCUAUAGUCAUACAUGCAUAUUUAGUAAAAUCUUAUUCAAAACAUUUGCUAUGAUCUGGACUAUUACAACGAUAAA
This is a messenger RNA of Branchiostoma floridae (Florida lancelet), 3614 nucleotides long. RefSeq lists its product as uncharacterized. Gene Ontology annotation, molecular function: protein binding; extracellular ligand-gated monoatomic ion channel activity. NCBI's taxonomy places the organism in Eukaryota, Metazoa, Chordata, Leptocardii, Amphioxiformes, Branchiostomatidae. Gene Ontology annotation, cellular component: membrane. The coding region runs from base 372 to 3104 and encodes 910 amino acids. Gene Ontology annotation, biological process: monoatomic ion transport. The record is from RefSeq and is a predicted model, not a curated record. The transcript is spliced from 16 exons.